Branchiostoma floridae (Florida lancelet) is the source of this 16631-nucleotide messenger RNA. Its product is annotated as ryanodine receptor 3-like. The coding region runs from base 177 to 15155 and encodes 4992 amino acids. The transcript has 132 exons. Gene Ontology annotation, biological process: intracellular calcium ion homeostasis; calcium ion transmembrane transport. Gene Ontology annotation, molecular function: ryanodine-sensitive calcium-release channel activity; protein binding. The record is from RefSeq and is a predicted model, not a curated record. NCBI's taxonomy places the organism in Eukaryota, Metazoa, Chordata, Leptocardii, Amphioxiformes, Branchiostomatidae. Gene Ontology annotation, cellular component: sarcoplasmic reticulum membrane; calcium channel complex; smooth endoplasmic reticulum.
ACGUAUCCUAAAUUCUGCCAUGAUCCAAAUUUAGCCGUGGUUAAACAAUCUCAGUAAUGGCCAGCCUCGCUUAGCACCCGCGAAGUGUGUGUGGGAUCUCUCUCUUCUGUCUGGGCUCAAAAAACAUCUGACUUUCGCCGGGAAGCUGUGGGAGCUGUGUCCGUCCGUCAGUCAAGAUGUCUGCGGGCGACACGGAAGACGAUGUGUCAUUUCUCCGGACGUUGGACACGGUGUGUCUUAUGUCCAACUUCCACAAGAAAGAAGCAGGAGGAGGUCAGAGUCAUGGCGAACGUAUCAUGCUGGCUGCGGAAGGGUUCGGCAACAGGAAAUGUUUCAUCGAGAGUUUGCAGCGCAAGGAGGCAACAAGCUCUGCUGGGUCAGAUCAGUCAGAUUCUCCCGCUCAAGAUGAUGUACCGUCUGUCCCUCCAGACCUGUCUAUCUGCAGGUUCCUGCUGGAGCAGGCUGUUUCUGUACGAGCCUUACAGGAGCUGGUCACGGCAGAGUCUGUAGAAGACAGCCCCGCUGCCUCUCAGAAUCACAGGACACUGCUGUACGGUCAUGCUGUGCUCCUCAGGCACAUGCACAGCAAUAUGUACCUGUCCUGUCUGUCGACCAGCUCUUCUAAGGAUAAGCUAGCCUUUGAUGUGGGAUUACAGGAAGGUUCCCAAGGUGAGGCAUGCUGGUGGAUUAUCAAACCUGCGUCCAAGCAAAGGUCUGAAGGGGAGAAGGUCAGGGUCGGAGAUGACCUCAUUCUCAUGAGUGUGUCCUCAGAGAGAUAUCUCCAUGUUACCUUCAAUGGCGGCUUUGGUGUCCAAGCAGCAUUCCAGCCCACCUUGUGGUCAGUUGUACCCGCCAGUGCUGGGGCUGACCCAGCACAAGGGUUCUUGGAUGGUGGAGAUGUGUUAAGGUUUCUGAGGAUGGAUGAGUGUAUGACAGUGCCUCUAGUGGUGGGGAAAGACGAGGAAGAUGCAAGGCCAGUACAUUACGAGCUUGGGGAGGUUAUAGACCAUGCAAGGUCACUAUGGAGGAUAGAGCUUUUGAGGACCAAAUGGAGCUCCCAACAUAUUGACUGGGGUCAACAAUUCAGGCUACGUCAUGUAACUUCAGGGAAGUACCUGACCAUCAAAGACAACCGCUUAGUUGUUAUAGUACCAAAGGAUCAGUGUGACGCUAAGUCCGGCUCGUUUUGUAUGAAAAGGACAAAGGAUGACAAGAAAACCUGGGACAAGAGGAUUAUGGGAAUGGGCACACCCCAGAUCAAGUAUGGAGAGUCUCUUGUCUUCAUCCAGCAUGUGGACACGGGAUACUGGCUGUCUUAUCAGGCAGCUAGUGGCAAGAGGACUCAGCUUGUAGCCACCAGGCGGGCCAUCGUGUCUGUGGAGGGCCACAUGGACGACAGCAUGUCCCUGCAGAGGGCCCUGCCUGAGGAGGCACAGGCCGCCAGGAUCGUCAGGAAGUCCACCAGCAUCUUUGACAAGUUUACCAUGUGGUUUGUUCACCUUGAGAAAGCAAUGGGACCAAGGUGUUCAAUACAAAGUGUGCAGAGUGACCUGGCCUACCUGUCCGUCCUGUCCAAGGGGCAGAAGAUGAAGCUGGAAGUGGACGCCAUCAUGGCUGUCAUUGCAGAUCUCAUCAAGUACUUCGCUCAGCCAGCGGAAAAUGAAACUCAUGAAGAGAAGCAGUUGAAGCUGAAAACUGUGAGAAACCGUCAGGAUCUGUUUCAGGAGGAGGGUAUGAUAGAGAUGGUGUGUAAUGUCAUCGACAAGCUGUCAGAGUUCAAGAGCGCUCGUUUGUUUGCCCAAGUGGCUGGGGAGCAGGCUGGACUGGCUUAUGAGGGAAUUGUGGACUCUUUGUACCAAUUACUGGCCUGCAUGAUCCGAGGGAACAGGAGCAACUGUACCAAGUUUGCCAAGUCCCUGGGCUGGCUGGUGAGCAAGCUGGAGAGUCAGUCGGCCUCCACCGGUAUCCUGGACGUGCUGCACUGUGUGCUCAUUGAGAGUCCUGAUGCUCUGAACAUGGUCAAGGAACAGCACAUCAAAGUCAUCAUCUCUCUCAUUGAGAAGCACGGCAGAAACCACAAGGUUCUGGAUGUCCUGUGUUCCCUGUGUGUGUGCAAUGGUGUGGCUGUUAGAUCCAACCAGAACCUCAUCGUGGACAACCUGCUGCCCAGCAGGGACAUCCUGCUGCAGACCAAACUGCUAGAUCACGUCACCAGCAUACGGCCCAACCUGUAUGUUGGGCUGGCGGAUGGUGGAGUGCAUUACACCAAGUGGUACUAUGAGCUUGUUGUGGAGGAGGUACAACAGAACACCUCCAUCCCCGCCCACCUGCGUGUCGGCUGGGCCAACUCCAGUGGUUUCUCCCCCUACCCUGGUGGUGGCGAGGGUUGGGGGAGUAACGGGGUGGGAGACGACUUCCAUUCCUACGGGUUUGAUGGGAUGCAUCUGUGGACAGCUGGACGUGCCAGGAGAGUACAGUCGUACGACCCCCACAUGUUGACAAAGGGAGACAUUGUGAGCUGCUGCCUGGACCUCACAGUGCCCUGUAUCUCCUUCCGUAUGAACGGAAACCCUGUGCAGGGGAUGUUUGAGCACUUCAACUCCUCUCCUGGUCUCUUCUUCCCAGUCAUCAGCUGCUCUACAAAAGUAGUUGUCCGUUUCCUGUUUGGCUCGCCACACGGUGACUUACAGUACCUUCCUCCAGAGGGCUAUGCACCGAUUUAUGAACUUCUGCUGCCCAACGAGCCGCUGGUAGUGGAACCCCUCUUCCACUUUGCAGGGGUGGAUGAGGGAUACAUCCACGGCUCCAAGGGACUGGAGAAAUAUGAACCACUCGUGCCUAACCCUGUCAACACUACACAUAUCACCCUGCCUGGCUUUGUGGAGUCUGUACGGGAAAAAUUGACGGAGAACCUUCACGACCUCUGGUGCAUGAAAAAGAUUGAGGCUGGUUGGAGUUACGGCAUAAAACUAGAUGAGGGAAAUAAGCUGGAGCCGCUCCUGAUCGUGUUUUCCAAGUUGCCUCACAACGAGCGGUACUCCCAAACCCACCUGACACAGGAGACUCUCAAGGCCAUUGUUUCUCUUGGCUACCAUAUUGGUGUAGCUGACAUCGAAGCAGCCAAGAAGGUCAAGAAACUCAGGCUGCCAAAGAACUACAUGAUGGCUAAUGGGUACAAACCUGCCCCUGUGGACACCUCCAAAACAUCCCUGACCAAAAAGCUGAAGGAGCUGGUGGAGCAGCUGGCAGAGAACACCCACAACAUCUGGGCACGGGACAGAGUCCGGCUCAAGUGGACCCACGGACUGGUCGAGGACAAGGAGCUGAAGAGACAUCCCUAUCUGUUGCCUUACAAUCUUCUCCCCGAGUCUGUCAAACAGAACAACAGGGAGAAAGGGUAUGAGGCAAUCCGCACCCUUCUGGCUUAUGGCUACUCCAUUGAACCACCCGUCACAUCUGACGAGCCGGCCAUCAGAGCUCUUUUGAGGGGAGCCAAUGGUUCCAAGAAGACUCGGCUAAGGACGUACCGCGGAGAGAAGACGUACGCGGUGAAGAAGGGGAAGUGGUACUUUGAGUUUGAAAUUGUGGAUACAGGCAACAUGAGGGUGGGCUGGUGCUCGCCACUCACCAGGUCUGAUGAGGAUCUUGGUUCAGACAACCUCUCAUAUGCCUUUGAUGGCUUUUAUGGGCUGAAAUGGCACGGUCAUCACGAAAGUUUCGGCCGAACAUGGAGGCCUGGUGAUGUGGUGGGAUGUCUACUGGACCUGAAUGAUAGACACAUCAGCUUCACCUACAAUGGUGAGCUGAUGGUAGACAAGAAUGGACAGGAAGUUGCUUUUAAGGACAUUGAAAUCGGAGAGGGUUACGUACCAGCAUGCAGUCUUGCAAAGGGAGAGAAGGCCAGGCUAAACCUCGGACACGAUGCCUCUACUUUCAAGUUUUUCACAGUCCAUGGGCUGAAAGAGGGCUAUGAACCGUUCUGUGUGAACAUGAAGAGGCCCAUGACUAUGUGGUACACGGUCCAUCAUCUUCCUCUGUUCAGCAACAUCAGUAAUGAUGAGAUUGAUGUCAUCAGGAUCCCUCCUGGUGCCAAAGCACCGCCCUCCCUGAAAGUAGUGCACAAGAAGAUCAGCACCAAGCAGGACGAGCCCAACUUUGUGUACAUGCGGCUCAGCCUGCCUGUCAAGAUGAGGGACAGGUUCACCAGGCCCAGAGUCAGGACUGAGGAGGAGUUUGAUCCCAUUCUUGACAAAGUUGACACUGAUUUCGAGGCUCUGGUCAAGAGCAAAGAAGGACAGUUCAGCGAAGAGAAACCCAAGUUCAAGGACGACAUGACGGAGAGGGACAGGCUGAAGAUGUUGGCAGAGAAGUCUCUGGAGAGGAUGGGGGAACUGGACUCCUCCAAGGAAAAGAAGCCCAAGAAGAAACCCCUCGACACCCUCCUGAAGAGAAAGAGACCAGCCUCUGUCAUCAUGGAGCCUGAAUCACCCGCAACACCAACGGAGCCAGAGGAGGAAGAGCCUGACUGGAGCAAAGUUACCACAUACUACUGGGCUGUCAGGAUUUUCCCACAGCAGGAUCCAAACCAGGUGUAUGUGGGCUACUGUACGACUGACUUCCACCAGUACGAGAGGGACUUCGAUCCCCUGAAGAUCAGACAGGUUACCUGCACCAUGGGUGACGAACAUGGGAAUGUCUAUGAGACAAUCACUCGUCAGAACUGUUUCAUGAUCUGUGCUGGUGACUACGCAGCAGCCAUGGGCCCAGAGGGAGCUAAGCGAGGUCUCGUCAUUGGCUGCAUGGCCAACGUGGCCACCGGAGUACUGUCCUUCUCUGCCUAUGGCAAAGAGCUGACCACCACCUUCCAGGUGGAGCCCGGGAUGAAGGUUUUCCCUGCUGUAUUCUGUGAUCCUUCUGCACAUGACAUGGUGCAGGUGGAGCUGGGCAAGAGUAAGACCUGCCUCCCCCUGUCUGCAGUCUACUUCAAGAGUGAGGCGGGUAACCCCGUGCCUCAGUGCCCGGCCAGGGUCGAGAUGCAGCUUCUCAAGCCGACAUCCUGGAAGAGGAUGCCAGCCAAGUGCCUGGACGUGCGCAGCUUCAAGGAGUCUCCGACCAAGGGCUAUCACAUGGAGUGUAUCGAGCCUGUGCAAUUUAUGGCCUGUUACAUUCCUGAAGAACACAAAUGUGUGGAUCUCCUGGAGCUGAUUGACGAUGAAAUUCUCUUGAGUUUCCAUGCUGGCACACUGAAGAUGUACAGUGCUGUAUGUGCAGAGGGGAACUACAGAGUGGCACACAUCCUGACUGAGCAUAUCGACAGGGAACAACUCAUGUACUGUAUAAGGUCAAGAUAUCUGCCAGGACUGUUGAGGAAGGGUUUCUACAACCUCAUGAUUGACAUGCAUCUGGAGUCAAGGGUCAAGUCCAGGAUGAUGACCCAGAAUGAGUACAUCGUGCCCCUGAGUGACCAGACCCGCUCCAUCACCCUGUUUGAGGACUCAGAGGCCCUGAAGCCAUUCCUGCCUGGUGUCUGUGCCUCCACCUCUAUCAGACCUCCAGUACUCAAGCCGGAGUUCAUCACAGAAAUUGGGGACCUGAAGUUUGUGGGCAGUCCUCCCUAUGACCUGAUAGAACUGAAGAAGUAUGUACUGGAGGAGCUGACAGCUGCGGUCCACGCAGGUGUGCACUGCAGGGACCCGCCUGGAGGAAGCAUGGAGAACCUCUUUGUCCCAUCUUUAAAACUUGUGGACAAGCUGUUCCUCAUAGGUAUUUUAAAUGAUGAUGAGAAGAGACUGAUUCUCAGCCUGAUCCAUCCUGGUGUGUUUGAUGAGAACUAUGCGUCAGGCACAGUUCCUGAUGGACUACUACAAAUGGGUCUGGUGGAACCAGUCAAGCUGCAGAUGUGCCAUCUGCUUCAUCACCUGUGUGACAAUGACCUUAGGCACAAGGUGGAGUCCAUUGUUGCAUUUGGAGACCAGUGGGCCUGUAAAGUACAAAAGAACCAAGCUGAGCGCUACCAUGAGGUGAUGAGUGCGCUUCACAUGUCGGUGGCUGUCACGGCAAGGAAGACCAAAGAGUUCAGGUGUUCACCACAAGAACAGAUGAAUCAUCUGGUGGAUUUCAAAGAUGAUGAGGAGAAUGAGGACUGUCCCACACCAAUGGACAUGAGAGAAGCCAUGUUCUACUUCCAUGAUGACAUGCUGACUGGCUUGGGCUUGCCUUUGGAUGAAGAGGAGGAGGAGCCACCACCUCCCUCUAUUGGUCAACGCUUUGUUAACCUGCUAAGGAAGCUGAGACUGGUGAGACCCAAGCAGGAGGAGGAAGGGGAGGAAGGAAAGGAAGAAGAACCAGCUCCAGAGAACCUGCAGCAGCUGGUGUCCCAGCUCAUGGUGAAGUGGGCCACCGAGGCUCACCUGGAGGACCCCGCCCUGGUCAGGGAGAUGUUCAGCCUACUCCACAGGCAGUACGACAGCAUCGGAGAGCUGCAACGUGCCCUGGAGAAGUCCUACACGAUCAGUGACAGGUCUGUUGACGAUGUCCGCAGACUGCUGGGGUCCAUUGUACAAAUCCGCUCCUUGCUGAAUGUGCAGAUGGGGACAGAGGAGGAGGAGCUCAUGAUCCAUGGGCUGGCAGGCCUGAUGAACAAUGUAGUGUUCUACCAGCACCCCCAUCUGCUGAGGGCACUGAACAUUCACGAGACUGUCAUGACUGUCAUGGUCAAUGUGCUGGGGAAGACUCCGGAGGGAUCGACUGAGCUGUUGUUCCCCAAGUUGGUGGAGGAAAGCUGUAGGUUCCUGUGUUACUUCUGCCGCUGCAGCAAACAGAACCAGAAGGCCAUGUUUGACCACCUGUCCUACCUGCUGGACAACAGUUCUUUCGGCUUAAGUGACCCUGCCAUGAGAGGUGCCACCCCACUGGACGUGGCCUCAGCAUCAGUGAUGGACAACCAUGAGCUUGCCCUGGCCGUGAGGGAGACCCACCUGGAGAAGGUGGUGAACUACCUGGCCCGCUCCAGCAUGCACCACAACAAGCUGCUGAGCGCCGACAUCGGCUGGGACCCCAUCGAGGCUGAGAGAUACAUAGACUUCCUCAAGCAGACUGUCUGGGUUAAAGAUGAGUGUGUGGAGGAGAACUCCAUGCUUGUAGUCCGUCAGCUGAUCCGCAGGCCUGAGUGCCUGGGUCCAGCCCUUGGGGAGGAGGGGAAAGGUCUCCUGGUCACCAUUAAGGAAGCCAUGGAGCUGUACAAGAUCCCUGAGGUCACCAUAGAUGAGGAUGAGCUCAAGAAUAGGCCUGCUCCUCAGGACAGACUACCUCCAGGAGACCGUGAGGGAGAUAUCCAGGUGGACAUGGCCUACUGCAUCAUCACCUUCUACUCUGCACUUAUCGAGCUGCUGGGGAAGUGCUCUCCUGACCAAAAUCUCAUUAUGCAGGGUAAGAGUGAGGCCCUGAGGAUCCGUGCCAUCUUGAGGAGCCUGGUGGUGAUGCCUGACCUGGAGGGUGUGCUGGCCCUGAAGUUCAGACUGCCUACAUCUCUGGAACUCAGGGCAGGUGUGGCUCAAGGAAUGGAGCAGGGUUUUACACCUAUACAUAAGGCAGGAGUAGUGGUGUUCCUGGACCGGGUGUACGGUAUCGAGACACGUGAGGUGCUGCUUAGGCUGAUCGAAGUGGCAUUCUUGCCAGAUCUCAGGUCCGCCAACAGCUUGGACACUGAUGAGAUGCACAACUGUGACAUGGCCCUGGCACUGAACAGGUACAUGUGCAACUCCGUGCUGCCCCUGCUCACCAGGAACUCCCACCUGUUUGCCAACUGUGACCACAGGGCCAACCUGAUCGACUCCCUCCUGCACCAGGCCUACAGGCUGUCUCGCUGCAGGUCUCUCACCACCGCACAGAGGGACACUGUGUCCGACUUCUUGGUAGCAGUUGCCAGGGAGCUCCGACCCAGCAUGAUGCAGAGACUACUGAGGAAACUCUCCUACGAUCUGCCUUCUCUGAAUGAAUACACUUUUGUACCACUGAGGCUGCUGACUCUUCACUUUGAGAGAUGUUCCAAGUACUACGGCACCCUUGGAGGCUGGGGAGACUACGGCUGUGCCAGUGAUGAGGAGAAAAGGCUGACUAUGAACCUGUUCUCUGGCGUUUUUGAUGCCUUGGCAAAGAGGCCUUAUGAACCGUCCUUGUUCUCCAAAACCCUGCCGUGCCUGACGGCCAUUGCCUGCGCCCUGUCGCCAGACUAUGCUCUGGUGAAGGACGAUGAGAGCUGGCAGAGAUACAGCCACACUGACAAGGAGGGGAACUAUGUGCCCGUACCAGUCAACAUUGACAAAACUAAUCUGCCAAUUGACUUCUCUGGAUUUGUCAAUAAACUUGCUGAGCAAACUCAUGACAUGUGGGCUUAUGAAAAGUACAAUGCUGCCUGGGCCUUUGGUGAAGAGCUUGAUGAAGGAGCAAAGAGACACCCCAUGUUGAAGCCUUACAGGCUCUUCAAGGAUCAUGAGAAGGAUUUCUAUCGUACACCCAUCUCAGAGGCCCUACGCUGCUGUCUGGCCUGGGGAUGGAUAGUUGAGAAGUCAAAGGAGUCCGAGCAGCAGGCUCUCUCUGCGAGAACCAGGAGGAUUCAAUCCACCAACACACAGGCUGCUGCUGAGUCUCCUCACGGCUAUAACCCCAAGCCAUAUGACAUGUCGGUGAUUGCCCUAACCAGAGAACUCACUGCAAUGUCUGACCGUUUGGCAGAGAAUUUCCACGACGUUUGGUGCGUCAGCAAGCAGAAAGAACUGGCGGGUAAAGGAGGCGGUACCCACCCCAUGUUAGCACCAUAUGACACCCUGACGGCCAAGGAGAAGGCCAAACACAGGGACAAGGCCAUGGACAUCAUCAAAUUCCUACAGAUGAAUGGCUACAGUGUCAUCAGACAAGUGAAUGAGGAGAAGGAGAAGAUGAACCUGCUGGAGAACAGGUUUGCCCACAUCCUGCUGAAGAAGCUGCUGGGGUAUGUGGACAAGGCCAGAGAGAUCAUGGCAGGCAUGAAGCCACCUAAACCUUCUACAAAGAAGGUCAGAAGACCACGUAGGGAUGUUCCACCUGAAGAAGAUAUCAACUUCUUCCUAAAGGUGGUCCUGCCCUUGAUAGAGAAGUACUUCAGCACACACAGGUCUUACUUCGUCCUUGAUCCCAAAGCCACCCCAGAGUAUGGCAAGGCUUCCCCCAUGGAGAUAGAACUAGUCACAAGGCUGUUCUGUGAGCUGUCAUCCCUCCUGAGGGAUAAGAUUGCCUACUUUGGAAAGGACGUUCAAGUUGGGGUAAGAUGCCUUCAUGCCCUGGAUCGCUGCAUUGAUGCAAGAGCCAUCAACAGCCCCAAGUGCCCUGUGGAGGUCAAGAAGGGGAUACGAGACUUCUUCAUCAACGCUGCAGGUGACCUCAGCAUCCUGGUCAACACCAUCAAGAGCCCCGAAUUUGGUAAGCCCAAAGGGAAGUCGUACGUGGGCGCACCGGAGGUGACCUACUGCAGCGCUGUCCUCAUCCCUGUCCUGACUUCACUCUUUGACCACAUAGGAGAAAACAGCUAUGGCUCAGUACAGCUCUUGGGUGAGAUCCAGCUGGCAGCAUAUCGUAUCUUCAACACUGUGUACUUCCUUGGAGCAUCAAAAUCAAUCUUCACAGAAGCAUCUCCAGGGCAGGAAGAGCUUGAAAGUGUUCUGAAGAGGAACCGCCCUGCCCUCGGUGCCUGCCUGGCUGCCUUCUCUAGUGCCUUCCCAGUGGCCUUCCUGGAACACGAGUACAACACUAUCAACAAGGACUGCAUCUUUGCAGACAACGAGCAGAUCGCCAAGCUGGGCUUACCUAGCUCUGCUCAGGAGAUCUGGCCAGACAUGCCCACCUUCCAACAACUGGUGGACCAGAUCACACAGCUGGCCAACUCGGAGUCUGCAUACGAGGAAGCUCCACACAUCAUCGAAGUCAUUCUGCCAAUGUUGUGCAGCUACCUGUCACUGUGGUGGGACCAUGGGCCCAGCAACAUGGCCAACAAGGGAGUUGCUGAGGAUAUGUUGACCACUGGUGUCAGCAACAAACAGAUGAAUGAAGUUCUGGGCAGCGUGCUGAAGCUGAUCCGUAACAACCUGGGCCUGCCUGAAGCCAGCUGGAUGAAAAGAGUUGCAAACUGCACCCAGCCAAUCAUCGGCUGUGCAGGUACAGAACUGCUGGGCAGCCACUUCCUCCCUGUACUGGAGGAGCUGAAGAAGAAGGCUCAGCAGAUAGAGUACACAGAGGAGCUGCUGAAGCUGGAGUGGAAGGCUGGGACAGACCUGUCCGAGGAAGAACUGGCCAUGCUUGAGGACUACCAGAUGUUAGCCAGGGACUUGUAUGCCUUCUACCCUCUCCUCAUAAGAUUUGUGGACCUCAACAGACAAGCAUGGCUGAAGGUCCCAUCUCCUGAGGCAAACACUCUCUUCAAACUAACAGCUGAUGUCUUCCUCAUCUGGGCCAAAUCAGCCGCCUUCCGGAGAGAAGAGCAGAAUUAUGUGGUCCAAAAUGAAAUUGACCUGAAGGCCUUCCUGGCUGGCACCAGCGGCAAGAGACCCACUGCAGGAAUGUUCAACAAAAGAAAAAGGGGAAAGGAUCUGUACUCUCACAGCACCAGCCUGGUGGUGGCUGCUCUCAAACGUCUCAUCCCAGUAGGCCUGAACGACUUUGGGGCCAGGGAGCAGGACCUUGUCCAACAAGCCAAGCUGAGAUAUCUCAUGUUGGAAGCUCCACCCGGCAGUGUGACAGACCUUCUGAAAAAGGAGGUAAAAGAUUCUGAUGUGGAGGUGAAAGACUACCUGAAAAACAACAUGGCUAUUCUAGAGAAGAGAAUGCAGUCCUCUGAUGACCCAAGCUACCAGUGGCAAAGAGAGCUGUACGCCAACCUACCACACAAACUUGGCGUCGCUGAUCUGACCAACGAUGAGAUCAUUGACAAGGUGCAGGAGGUUGCGCAGGUCAUAUACAAACUACACAAGUUUGAGCAUCCCGAGGGCACAGGUCGCACCAUCUGGAACAAGUUGGUGUCCACCCAGAGAAAGAGGGCCGUCAUGAGCUGCUUCCGGAUGGCCCCUAUGCACAGACUCCCCGAACAUCAGGCAAUCAACCUCUUCUUACACUCAUACAUGGACAAGUGGCUGGGCAGUGAGGAGGCAGCUACAGCAAACAUCAUAGAAGAACUCACAAAGGAGAUUGAUGAAGCGGAGGGUGAAGGAGGGGAGGAUGAAGCACCCAAACCUGACCCUCUCCACCAGCUCAUCAGCUGCUUCAACAGGGCAGCCGCUGAACAACAAGAGGCACUGGAUGAAGACUUCCUCUACAUGUGCUAUGCUGACAUCAUGGGCAAGAGUUGUAGUGGAGAAGAAGAGGGAGAAGAAGAGGAAGGUGGAGAGGAAGAGGAGGGUGAAGGCCCUACAUUUGAGGAACAAGAAAUGGCCAGUAGACAGUUGCUGAAUGAACAGUGCAGACUUUCAGAGCGGGGAGCAGCAGAAAUGGUCCUACUUACCAUUAGUGCCAGCAAAGGUGAAUGCAGUCCUAUGAUGGUAAAGACUCUUGAACUUGGAAUCUCCCUGUUGUCAGGAGGCAAUGAAGAUGUUCAGAAGGUAAUGCCCAUUGACAUCAAAAAUGUACAACAUCUGCAAGAGAAGAAAGACGUUGGCUUCUUCCAGAGUAUAGCAGGACUAAUGUCCAAGUGCAAUGUUCUCGACCUGGACACCUUUGAAAGAUGCAACAAAGCUGAGGGACUAGGGGUCGGGGAAGUAGGGCUCAGUUCUGGACAACGUGCUCUCCAUGACGCACCCUUCACCUGCUCCCUGUUCCGCUUCCUCCAGCUGCUUUGUGAGGGCCACAAUCUGGAUUGGCAAAACUACUUGAGAGCCCAGAUUGGCCACAAUGCCACCAUCAACCUCAUCAUCAGCACUGUGGACUACCUGCUCAGACUACAGGAGUCCAUGAGCGACUUUUACUGGCACUAUGCAAGCAAGGACCUCAUCGAUGAAGCAGGUCAAGAAUAUUUCAAGAUUGCCAUCAGGAUAGCAAGACAAGUAUUCAACUCCCUAACAGAGUUCAUCCAGGGCCCGUGCCAAGGCAACCAGGAGACCCUCGCCCACAGCAGGCUGUGGGAUGCCAUCACAGGGUUCCUCUACAUCUUUGCUCAUCUACAAAAGAAACUGGCACAGGAUUCCAGUCAGGUGAACCUACUGAAGGCUCUGUUGUCGCUACAUUCUGACAUGGUCACCAUGCUCCUGUCCUUGUUGGAAGGAAAUGUUGUUAAUGGAAACAUCGGAAAGCAGAUGGUAGACAUGUUGGUGGAGUCAUCACAAAAUGUAGAGAUGAUUCUUCAGUUCUUUGACAUGUUCCUGAAGUUGGAGCAGGUCACCGAAUCUGAUGCAUUCAAGGCCAUCUUGGAAAAAAAUGCACAAGAGAGAGGAGAUGAAAUGGCUGACAACUCGUGGAUCUCACCCAAGGACUUCAGAAAAGCCAUGGAAAGCCAGAAGAUCUACGAAGAAGAAGAGAUCGACUUCCUCCUAUCCUGUACUGAGAGCAAUGCUGAGGGACUCAUUGACUACGUGUCCUUCAUUGACAUGUUCCAUGACCCUGCCAGGGAAAUUGGCUUCAAUGUUACAGUUUUGCUGACCAACCUGUCUGAACACAUGCCCAAUGACAACAGACUAAGCAAGUUCUUGGACCUGUCCGAGAAUAUGAGGAACUACUUUGAGGAGAACUUGGGACGUAUUGAAAUUCUAGGUGGAGCUGAGCGUGUGGAAAGGGUGUACUUUGAGGUCAAAGAAGAAUUCAUUGAGCAGUGGGAGAAACCUCAGAUCAAGGACUCCAAGCGAAACUUCAUCUUCAAUGUACUAACGGGAGAUGAUGACAAAGAGAAACUGGAUGCCUUUAUCAACUUCUGUGAGGACACAAUCUUUGAGAUGCAACAUGCCACAAACAUCAGUAAGGCAGAGGGCGUCGGCCUGGGUGCUCUGAUUGGUGGAGGGGAGGAAGAGGAGGAGGAGCCAUCAAACCUUUCUCCCAACAAACCCAUCGGUGAGAUGAAGAAGAUGCUGGGCAGUCUCAUGGACUUCUUCAUGCCAGGAACCAUCAAGAAGAACGUACUGAAGGCAGCAACCAUGUCCCCAGUCGAGAUGACCAAAGGUUCCUUUUUCUUCCUGCUUUCAUUCAUCACUGGAUGUCUGCUGUUUGGACUCUCAGCUAUCAAGUUUGCCUUCCUGCUCGUGUUCCAAAUUGUGUUCAACAAUGUGAUCAUGCGGUCGUUAAGAAAGAAGAUAUUCCCUGAGAAGAAAGAAGAGGAAGAAGCGGCAGACACUGGUGAAAAACCAGUGGCAUCCAGAACCAUAUAUCGAGAGAUCCCCGACUACCUCAAGGAACAAGAACGAAACACAAGAAUAGCCUCGGUGUUCGGUAUGGAGAUCAUCCGAGGAGACGAGGAGGGGGAGAUGAAGAUGAAGAUGGUUCACAUUGCCAAGGCUGCACAGGCGGCUGAAACAGAUGACGAGGAUGAAGAGCAUGAAGAGGAGACGGAAGAAGAGGAAACAGCUGAGAAAGAGACUCCUGCAGAUAAGGGAGCAGAAGCAGCUGAAGGCGAUGCUGAGGAAGAGGCGAUUGAAGACGAGGUGUUUGAAGAAACAUCUGAGGAGGAGCAGCCCAAGAAGAAGCGCAGGAAGAAGGUGGAGGAGGAGGAGAAGCCUCCGGAGAACAAGUUGUCUGUGCUGGUGGAGCAGAUCAUGAGUGUGUUCGCUCGUAACUUCUACAACAUGAAACACUUGGCUCUCAUGGUCACCUUCUGUGUCAACUUCAUCCUGCUCUUCUAUAAGAUCUCCAGCCUUGAUGAUGAGAAUGGCGAUGAGAACGGCGAUGGUGACGAUAACGGGGACUUUGAGAACGGAGAUGAGGAGGAUGAAGACCUUGAGUCAGUCAUCAUAGAGGAAGGGUUAGAGUUCCUGGAACCUGUGUUACAACUGCUGAGUAUCAUACACACCAUGGUCGCUAUCUCCAUCGUCAUCUCCUAUUACCACCUCAAGAUUCCUCUUGUGAUCUUCAAGAGAGAGAAGGAAGUUGCCCGUGACCUGGAGUUUGAAGGCAAGUGGAUUGUGGAGCAGCCCUCCGAGGAUGACUUCAAGGGACAAUGGGACAGACUAGUCUUACCAACAUCGUCGUUCCCCAACUUCUACUUUGACAAGUUUGUCAAGAGAAGGACCAGAGAGAAGUACUCAGAGACCCAUGACUUUGAAAGGAUGACAGCACUGCUUGGCAUGGAAGAAACAAGCGGGGAAACUACGGAAAACCCAUCAUCUGUCUUCGCUUUGUUGAGAAAUGUGGACUGGAGGUACCAGCUGUGGAAGAUGGGUGUGACACUGACUGACCAGGACUUCCUGUACCAGCUGGGCUUCCUGCUCUUCUCCAGCCUGGGCCACGUCAACUACUUCUUCUUCGCUGCUCACCUGGUGGAUGUCAUCAUGGGCUACAAGACUCUCCGGGUUAUCCUGCAGGCUAUCACCCACAACGGCAAGCAGCUGUUGCUGACCUGUGGCAUGAUGGCCAUCGUGUGUUACCUGUACACCGUGCUGGCCUUCAACUUCUUCCGCAAGUUCUACGACAAGGGAGAGGAGGACGAGCCAGACCUGAAGUGUGAAAGCAUGUGGACGUGCUUCAUGUUCCACAUGUAUGUGGGUGUCCGAGCCGGUGGUGGCAUAGGUGACGAGUUGGUGGAGCCAGACGGGGAUGAGUACGAGUACUACCGUAUGAUCUUUGACUUCACCUUCUUCUUCCUGAUUGUCAUCAUCCUGCUGGCCAUCGUUCAGGGCUUCAUCAUUGAUGCCUUUGGUGAGCUGAGAGACCAGGCCAACUCAGUGGAGGAGACAUUAGAGAGUAAAUGUUUCAUCUGCGGUAUAGAUGCGGAGUAUUUCAACGAGUUACCUAGAGGGUUCGAGAUACACACAGAAAAGGAGCACAACUUUGCAAAUUAUAUGUUCUUCUUAAUGCACUUGAUACAAAAAGACUCCACGGAUUAUACAGGACAGGAGUCCUACGUGUGGCAGAUGUAUCAGGAGAGGAACUGGGACUUCUUCCCGGUGGGAGAGUGCUUCCGCAAGCAGUACGAGAAUGAGCUGAAGGAAUAGAAGAAGAAGAUCCAGAAUCACCAGGACUGCAGCAGUAGGUAGGGGUGUGGGGCAGUCAUCACAGACUACAAGUCAUCUAUGUGGCGUCUUCAAUCCAAGAGUAGUGGAGCUGGGUUGUUAAGUUAGUAAGGCAGCCGUAGUAGUUGCCCCAUACCCCUAUACUUCACAAAGCAGGAUGUCAUUCGGAGGAGGAUAGCUGCAGUAACAUGUACAGCUGUAAAGGAACAUAUACUUUCAUGCUCAUGUGAUAAGUGAAAGAGACAUGACAGCUAGAAACAGCUGGCAAGAAUCAGAAUCUGUCUAGUUCUUACCACAAGAACGCAAACUUUAAGGCCAAUAUCAAGCAAUGAGUACACUGACAGAUACAUGUAUGUACCAACCUGUACUGUACUCAAAGGUCAAGUAGAAAACUGAAAUGUGGUAUGAAUUUGUGAAACUUGACUCUGAGAGAAAGUAAGUUGGAGUGACAACUUUUAACAAACAAAAAAAAGUAAUAAACAUUGAAAAAUAUAAGGCCUUUAUUUUGUAGACUUGUCAUUAGAAAUAUGCCGAAACAACAUAACUGGCAAUGGCUGCCAAAAUAGGCUAUAGUAGUAGUAGUAGAUGUUGCUAUCUCGGAAAUUAUCAUAAAGAUUUUGAAUACUGUACAAGAUUUAUUUAUUUGCAUGAAUGUUUGUUACUUUGAUUGUUGCAGGAAGUUAUAGAUGAAAUAUAGACAACUGCAUCAUUAGUUCCAUCUGAUGUUAGGACAAUAGGACUGUAAAGGUUUUGUAAUUAAACUUAAUAUUGUAUCAUCAAAUGAACCAAAAUGUACAUGACUUAAGUUUGUACCCAUCUAGCAUUGUAGUUUUAUCAUGCAUAAAUGUACUAGUUACUUUAGCAAUAGACAUCUCACUACCUGAAAGAAUCAUAGCUUGUUUUGUAACUGUAGAAGAGAAAUAGCGUUUUAUUCGUAGCUCCUCAUGUAAAUUUUGAAUGCUUGUGUGUCUCCUAAAUGAUUUCCUAUAGUCGUGGACUUUGUUGUUUGUUGCUAUGAAUUUUAUCCAUUCAGUGUACUACAUGUCACAGAAGUCUAUCAGCUGUGCAAAAAUGUUCUUAAAUGGUAAUGACGUGUAGAUAGAGCAGAUAGGGCUAACAAUUCCCAUAAUGCUGCUGUUGAAGACUCUGAUGCCUUCUUUGAAGAGCGGUUGUGUUGCAAGGAAAGCCAAAUUUUUAGAUAUGCAAAGGAAUAUGGUUAGGUAGAUAUUUCAUAUUUGCACCAGUCACUGCUUGAUGUUUAUUUUGUACCAGAUCUGAGAUUCUGCUGGGAUGAUGCGAUGACUAGAGAAGGUAACCCUGCAGUAUACAUCUCAUCAUCCCAACAGCAUGACUUGAAUGUGAGCUGCAACUUGGAAUGAAACAUUCAAUAGACAAGUGUGUUCUGACGUGUGCUGUACCUGGUAACAAAUAAAUGGUUUCAUUGUUAACCAGAAAGAG